AUGAGUUCUGCUGCUUCUGAUGGGGCCAAUGGCGUGUCGGGUGGUACUGAAAGUGUGCCUGGUUCGAUGAGCACUGAAGAUGACGUUAUGAUCACUUCGUCGCUGGAACAGAGGACUUUAAACCCUGAUUGGUUUCUAUACACUGAGCUGUUCAAGUACCAUUUAGGGGAAAGAGCAGCUUCAAUUAUUGAUGUUUUGAUCUGCAAAGGUAGACUCAGCAUUUUUGAAAUCCGUGAUCGUAUACCAAAUCUAGACACUAGAAGCGUUAAGAUAACAAUGGUUUCACUCGUUCAAUUACGCUGUGUCAGGUACUGGGAGGAAGUCUCGCAUUCGGGAAAAUCCACUACGUACUACUACAUCAACGAAGACGGUCUGCUACUGUUCUUGUAUUCGGGUCUGAUAAAUGAUGAGUUUAGCAAACAGUUCCCGCAUUCAUCGAUGGAAGUUUCGCAAAUUAUUCAAAAUAUCCUUUCGCUGGGCUCAAUUACGGUAAAAGAUUUUUUACAGAACAUUGAAUCCAAAGAAUCGCAGAUUGAUAUGAUGUCGAUUUUUGUUCGUUUGGUCGAAUCAGAGUUUUUAGUCCCAUUAACAAAAUUACACUGUACGCCAAUCAAUGAUCUUUGGAAUACUCUUUACCAAAAGGAGUACAAUGCUAUUCCAAGGACAUCAACGCUCUCGGAUUUAAAGAAGAGAAGUGAAGCAAAAUCGAAGGCAAAAAUUCAGUUUCAAAGUUUUCUAGAGAAUUCUAAAAGCACUUCUCAAGUUAUUUAUAUCGAUCCAAUAACCUCUUUGAAAGCGAUCAAGAACAACUUACCGUUAACCAUUAAUUUGGAGAGAUUUUUUAAAAUAAGAAGGACAAAGCAUUUAGUUCAAUUUGCAAAGUCUAGAAUUGGAUCAACACCGUCUGAGAUCUAUAGGGUUGCAUUGAGUAUGACAGAAUCAAAAUCUCCACCGCUAACUGACCCUCUGACCAAAACAGGUCUGUUGCAAGAAUUGGAAGAAGCGACUUCAAUCAAAGAGGACAUCGAACUCUCCGAGGAGAAAACUCAAGGAUUAUCCUUUAGCGCCAUUGAUAUUGCAAAACAUUUACCCUCUUCUUUAGACCUGCGAGGAACACUUACAUCAAAAUUGAAAACAAACAAACGAAGUAACGAUUCUAAAGAGUCGAAACUUAAUAAGAAACUGAAAACAAAAGAUGGAUUUGCCAUACCAGCACUUCCUAAAAUAAAUGAGUCAAAGAACGACGUCGACAAGGCUGAUUUUUCUGAUGAUUUCGAAGAUUUCGAUGAUGACGAUCAGGAACCACAUUCAUUGUCAUUAAUUAAUUGUCAUUUAAAACUACUUGCAUCCUCAGCAGUACCUUUCUUAAAAGAAACUCGACCAGGUGUUUAUUUCAUUCCUUACUCAAAGAUUGUACCCCUUUUGAAAUCUUCCGUUUACGAUUAUGUCUUAUCAUCAACUAUGGGUCCUUCUGCAAUGCGUAUAAGACGUUGCAUUUGUGAGAAUAGUUUGGUGUCUGAAAAAGUUAUCAACUCAACAGCAUUGAUGAAGGAAAAAGAUAUAAGAUCAACUAUUGCAUCACUAAUCAAAUACAAUGUUCUCGAAAUUCAAGAGGUACCCAGGACAGCUGAUAGAGCAGCAUCAAGGGCAGUUUUUCUGUUUAGAUCGAAUGAAAGACACGCUUAUAGUUUUAUGAUGCAAAAUCUGGCUUGGAAUAUUGCCGAUCUUCAUUAUAAAAAGGAAAAAAUGAAGGAGGAGAGAUCUACACUCUUAACUAAAGCGAAUAGAGAUGAUGUCAAGGGCAGGGAAGCUGAGCUUCUACUUCCAAGUGAGCUUAAUCAGUUGAAAUCACUCAAUGAAAGAGAGCUCAAUAUCUUAGUUCGUGUCUUAAGAUUGCUUUCUCUUUGGGAAGUUUAUAGAUUAUUUUAA
Messenger RNA from Zygotorulaspora mrakii, 1929 nucleotides. It is a transcript of the gene RPC82, whose product is annotated as DNA-directed RNA polymerase III subunit C82. Gene Ontology annotation, biological process: DNA-templated transcription. Gene Ontology annotation, cellular component: RNA polymerase III complex. The coding region runs from base 1 to 1929 and encodes 642 amino acids. Gene Ontology annotation, molecular function: single-stranded DNA binding. The record is from RefSeq and is a predicted model, not a curated record. The transcript has a single exon. Lineage: Eukaryota; Fungi; Ascomycota; Saccharomycetes; Saccharomycetales; Saccharomycetaceae.